Messenger RNA from Pteropus alecto (black flying fox), 2034 nucleotides. It is a transcript of the gene CYLC1, whose product is annotated as cylicin 1. Gene Ontology annotation, molecular function: structural constituent of cytoskeleton. The coding region runs from base 1 to 2034 and encodes 677 amino acids. The transcript has 5 exons. Gene Ontology annotation, cellular component: nucleus; acrosomal matrix. The record is from RefSeq and is a predicted model, not a curated record. NCBI's taxonomy places the organism in Eukaryota, Metazoa, Chordata, Mammalia, Chiroptera, Pteropodidae.
AUGUCUGAUGGAUGGCUUUGGGCAGUUGGAGUACCAUCCAAGGCUGCAUUUGAGGACAACGCACCCAAAGGACAGACUGAACAGGAAUCAGAGCCAUGUGAAAGUAAAUCCCGUUCAAUAGGACAAGAAGUUAAUAUCAGAAAAUAUGAUAAUUCCAUACCAAUCAGUGAGUCAAGCAUGAAAUUAUGGAAUCAAGAAUACUUCACUUUGACAUUUCCCGAACCACACCAGCCAGGUCAAAAAAAGACAAGAUCUUCAGAAUUACAAAUCGCAGUUCCUAGAUCUGCUGAAAGAAAAUUAGAGGAAGUUCAGAAGCCAGCUCAUAUAUGGAUACAGAGCUCUUUAAGAAAAAUUUUCCAAAGACCAUCUAUUUACUUAACUGUCAGGAGACAGGCUCCAUUUAGACAUCCUUAUACUCCUAAAACUCAUCUUAAAAAGACAGAAUAUAAAAAUUCCAAAGACGACCAAAAAAAAACAACUUUUAAGAAAGAUUCCAAGAAAAAUACAGGUCCAUAUAAAACAACUCCAGAAUCCAAGAAAACAGUAUAUGAUAAAAAACCUAAAAGACAAAAUAAAGAAUAUAAAUCUCCAUCAAAAUCAUCACAUGAAAAUGAACUAUCUAUGAAGUCAAAGUACAAAUCAGAAACAAACUCAGAAUCCAAAGAUUCUAAGGUAUUCUUAAUGAAGCAUCCAAAAAAAAAUAAGAGAGAUUCAAAAGAUUCCAAGGAGAUAGAUAUUGAUUCCAUACGUACAAAGAAGGAUUCUAAGAGCUCAAAGAACAAUUCUGAUGUCAAAUCACAGACUUGCUCAAAAAACACUUCAAAUGUGGAUGUAAUGAUGUAUCUAGAGGAGUCAGGUGCUGAAUCCAUGGAAUUUGGUAUGUGGUUAAAGAAUUGCUCACAGAAUAAUUCAAAGAAGGCUUCGAAGAAGGAAGCAAAUAAAAGCUCUGAUGCUGAAUCUUUAGAUUCAAAAGAUGCGAAGAAAGAUAAGAAAACUACAAAGAAAGACAGCAGGAAGAAGGAUUCAAAGAAAGACACAGAGUCUACUGAUGCAGGAUCUGUAGACUCAAAGGAUGCAAAGAAAGAUUCAAAGAAGGCUAAGAAAGAGUCAAAGAAAAAUGAUAAGAAAAAGGAUGCAAAGAAAGAUGCAGAGUCUACUGAUGCAGAAUCUGUAGACUCAAAGGAUGCAAAGAAAGAUUUAAAGAGAGGUAAGAAAGAUUCAAAGAAAAACGACAAGAAAAGGGAUAUAAAGAAGGAUGCAGAGUCUACUGAUGCUGAAUCCGAGUCUGAAUUGGAGUCAAAAAAGGGUAAGAAAGAUUCAAAGAAGGAUAAGAAAGGUUCACAGAAAGAUGACAAGAAAAAGGAUGCCAAGAAAGAUGCAAUGUCGACCGAUGCUGAUUCUGAAUCUGAAUGGAAUCCAAAAAAGGGUGAAAAAAAUGAAAAGAAGGAUAAAAGAAAUUUAAAGAAAGAUGACAAAAAGAAGUCUGCAAUGAAGUCUGAAGAGUCUAGUGAAACUGAAUCUGAUUGGGAGUCGAAGAAGGGUAAGAAAGAUUCAGAGAAAGCUAAAAGAGAUUCUAAGAAAGAUGUCAAGAAGUAUGAUGUAAAGGACAUAGAGUCUACUAGUGCUGAGUCUGAUGAUUCUUCCAAGAAAGAUCCAAGGAAGCCUGGAAUGUUGAAAAGUUCAGAUGCUGAAUCUGAAGAGUCAAUAUAUAAAUUUGGGGCUAAAAAGAGAGUUGAUGAAUCAGAUGACACAUCUACAGAUUCAAAGAAAACACUGGAACAAAAAAGCCAAUUUAAAAUGUCAUUCAAAAAGACCACAUUCAAAGAAAAAGAGACAAAAGGACACAUAGGUAGAAUUCCUCCAUCAAGAGAAAGACCAGCACUACCUCCUUGUGAGCCUUUAAUAUCAUCUAAGGUCAAACGUCUCUGUCGGUGCAAGAUGCCUCCUCCACCUCCAAAGCCAAGAUAUGCUCCUUUGAGGAUCUUUUCUUCCAUUCUUCCUCCAAAAUCUGGUUGUAACAAGAAGCUUAAGUAG